Messenger RNA from Chrysemys picta bellii (western painted turtle), 1288 nucleotides. The record is from RefSeq and is a predicted model, not a curated record. NCBI's taxonomy places the organism in Eukaryota, Metazoa, Chordata, Testudines, Emydidae.
GCUUUAUAAAAUGUCCCAUAACUCGCUCUGUGUUCCUGGCCUUGACUUGUGCUAUCCCUGUUUGUAUCUCUUCAUUUCAGAAACAGCUAGAAACUGAGAAGCAGAAGAUUGUGUCUGAAUUUCAGCAACUGAGCCAGUUUCUGGAGGAACAAGAGCAACUCCUGUUGGCCCAGUUGAAAGAACUGAUUAAGGAAAUUGAAAAGAGGAGGGAUGAAUAUGUUGCCAAACUAUCUGAGGAACUAUCCUCUUUCAGUUCCCUGAUCAAUGAGAUGGAGCAGAAGUGCCAGCUGCCAGCAAGUGAAUUCCUGCAGGACAUCAAAGGCACCUUGAGCAGAUGCGAGAGGGAGAAGUUUCAGAAGCCAGAGGCCUUUUCUUCUGAACUGAAACGGAGAAUCUGGGAAUCUUCUCAAAUAAAUGCAUCUCUGGAGACCAGAAUGAAGAAAUUCAAAGACUCUCUGUCGUCUAAACCUCAGUGGGACAAAGUGAAUGUGACUCUGGAUCCAGACACGGCCCAUCUCGACCUCAUCGUGUCUCCAGGUCGGAAAAGUGCAAGAUGGAAAGACACAGGGCAGACUCGUCCCCAAAACCCUGAGAGAUUUGACACUAUGUGCUGUGUGCUGGGCUGUGAAGGAUUCACCUCGGGUAGACAUACCUGGGAGGUGGAGAUGGAGGGGAGGGGAUUCUGGGCUGUGGGGGUGGCCAGAGCGUCUGUGAGGAGGAAGGGAGGGAUCAGCUUUACCCCUGAGCAGGGGAUCUGGGCUGUGAUUUGCAGUGAGGAUCAGUACUGGGCUCACACAUCCCCUGAGCAGAGCAUCCCCUUGUCCCCGAGCCGGGGACCCUGCAGGAUCCGGGUUUAUCUGGACUAUGAACGGGGGCAGGUGGCGUUUUUCGAUGCUAGUCGCAGGUACCCGAUCGUCACUUUCCCGCCGGCUUCUUUCGCCGGGGAGAGAAUCCGCCCGUUCUUCCGGCCUGGUGUUAGUGUGCGGCUCCUCUAGCCCCCACCCCCCUGAUCUCUAUGACCUGGAGGACUCAGCCAGUCCCCCUCCACACAGACAGGGCUGAAGGGGGGGUGACGCUCUACCUGUAGCUCUAUGGCUGUGGAGGUCUGUGUGAGGCGCUCUAGGCUGGGUCUCUAUGCUCCUGGGAGGCCAACGCUGUGUGGAGUCAGGGGAGUCCCACCAAGGAAGGAGGGAGCCCCCCUGUGGGAGGGACCUAGCUGAGGGCCAGGAAGAGACCCCUCAACUGGGGGGAGGAGAGAGCAGGGGGGAGGCCUGGCUGAAGAGGCUAG